ACCGAACGUGUAAAAAACUCUUAACGUUCGCAUAAAAAAGUUACCGUAAAGCGGAAGGCUACACCCAAACUGCCGUGAGGCUCUGCUAUGAUGUGAAUAUUUUACUAAUAUUUUUAUUAUUCUCUCGUGCGAAGAGCCGUCGGUUCCUCUCCGCGAGUGUCUAUUUUAAAUACUUAAAAGUACCGUUAUACUUUUCUUUGACCCUACAUUUAGUAUGGGAAAAGUAGUGUAAAGCGAUACGAAAGCCUGUUCAAGUGUGCUCUCCAAUUUCAGCUGCGCUUUUAAAAUAGAGUGAUACUCGCGGAGAGUGUUUUCAUGCUGAUUUUGGUGGCUACUUCAUCCUAACUGCAUGACGAUUGAGCAACUUCCAAAUGAAAAAAAAACUUCAUCGAGGAUUAAAUAAAGAUGAACCUCUCCCGUCAGCCAGAUAAUUUAUUUUUUAGUACUCCGUUUUGGCUACCACCGAACGUGACCUGGGACUUUUUUGAACGAUUCGAUACAGGAGAUGGCUUUCAAUUCCCGAGCGUCAAAGAUCUGUACGCCGCCUGGAAGUUAGUUCCUCUGUUUUUAAUCGCAAAAUAUGGGGUGGAAAAAUACGUUGGUCCAAAGGUUGGCGCAUGGGCUGGGAUACAAGACGAAGAGCGUAAAAAACCGCCACAUGUGGACUUGCUAGAAAAAGCCCAUCGGUCCAAGCCUUGGGGGAAAUGGAGCGACAAUGAAAUAUCAGCGCUUACGAAACAACUUGACUGGACCGAGGAACAAAUUAGAGAAUGGUUCAAAGCCAGAAGAAAAUUUGCAUUGCCUACGACUUUAGAGAAAUUCAGUGAAAGUUUUUGGCGUUGUUUCGGCUUCAUAUUCAUUCUUGCGUAUGGUUUAUACGUUCACUGGUCUAAAGAUUGGUUUUGGGACAUCAAACUUGCCUUCAAAGAUUACCCCCAGCCGGUUACAAGGGACAUGUAUUGGUACUUCCUCAUAUCACUGGCGAAUUACUCCGCGUGGAAUAUCUCACAAUUCUGGGAUGUGCCGAGGAAGGACCCGAAGCUCUUAAUGCUCCAUCAUUUUGCAGCGGUGUUCCUGUUGUCAGCAUCAUGGAUAGCUGGCGCACAUAGAAUCGGCCUCUACACAUUAUUAAUUCAUGAUGUCGGUGAUGUAUUGGUGGAGGGAAGCAAGUCGUUAAAAUAUAUCGAUGCGUUAAAGGUUGAUCAACCCUCUCUUUAUUUCUUUUCACUCUUCUCCACUUCCCUAUGGGUCUUCACAAGGAAUUUUAUUCUUCCAUUACGCAUCAUACCAUGUGUUUACUAUCAUGCACCAUUUUCCAUACCUGAAACAUUUCCUCUCUCGUGCUUGCAUGGGCCGUGUGACAUCAGCUCCUUCAGGUUUACUAUGUGCCACAUCAUUUUGAUCAUACUGGGAGGCAUGAGCACCCUGCAUCUUUAUUGGACCUACAUCAUCUUGAAGAUCAGUUAUACAGCAUUUUUUGCAGGAAAAUUGAAAGAUGACACACACACGAUGUCGGAUGAUGACGAAGAUGACUCGGCAAAGAAAAUCACUCCUAAAGAAGAGAGCUGGUCCGUCAGAACUAACGGCUGAAUGAAUUACGUCAUUUGAUGCAGAUUUUUUUUCCUUGGAUUGGAACCGGAGGACUGGAAAAAAAACCAAACAUCAGGCUACUGUAUUAUUUAUAUCAUGGAAUGUUUAUCGUAAGCUUUACUCCCACCCCUCAUGUAACCGCUUUCUUUAGAGGAUUGUUCAUUUUCUUUCCUAUGUUCUGAAAAAAAUGGCGCCAGAGUGCAUUUCUUUUUAAAGCGAUGAUGUGAAGGAUCAAGCACGAUCUCUAAUUUUGAUGCCGAAAGCAGUGGUAAGGCGUGAAAAAUCUAUUAUCGAUAUUCCCUAAUUUGAAGCUGCGGUAAAGAAUCGAUUAUUAAGAUGUUCGUUGCGAACAUCCUGUUUAUCAAUCCAUUUCCAUGAGUUCAAAUGGCCGAUCAGUUCAUAUAUUGCAAAGUACGUCACGCCAUUCACUUAUAGGUUUUAUGAAAGUGUAAGUUGAAGGGUGCCUCUCCAGCAAUCGGGUAAAGUUUAUAGCGGCAAGUAUGACACUUAGUAAAUUAAAAAAAAAAAAAAAAAAAAAAAAAAAAAAAAAAAAAAANAAAAAAAAAACGAAGUAAUAGAAUAGAAUUGAAUGCUGGACUGUUUUCUUGAUAAUAAGCAUUCGAGAAUACAUUUUGUUUGAUGCACCAGGCAUGAGGUCUACCGCAGAACCGCAGCCUGACGACCAAAAUCUCUAAACUUUAGAUUUUUCAAUGAAGCUUGUUAAAGCGGGUCACAUAUAGUUAUUCCAAUUUUCCUUUACUUGUAAAAAUGCAAGCUAAGCAUGGACCCAUUCAUUUCUAUUUGUCCCCAGAAAGUGUGCACUAAUAUUUUCAUUUUAGUAACGUUUUUAGUAAAACUGGAAAAAAUGUAAUGCCCUAUUUAUUUCCUCGUAUGUUGUAUAUAUUUGUAAAGAUAAAUCGUCAAAAA
Molecule: messenger RNA, 2517 nt
Organism: Bemisia tabaci
Lineage: Eukaryota; Metazoa; Arthropoda; Insecta; Hemiptera; Aleyrodidae
Source: RefSeq, a predicted model, not a curated record